This is a messenger RNA of Sphaeroforma arctica JP610, 988 nucleotides long. RefSeq lists its product as hypothetical. The record is from RefSeq and is a predicted model, not a curated record. The transcript is spliced from 3 exons. The annotation marks the transcript as partial. NCBI's taxonomy places the organism in Eukaryota, Ichthyosporea, Ichthyophonida.
GCCGCAGCGACGAACGCACACCCGCCAUUGGCAUUGCCUUGGGCAGCCUUCAGUACAACUGCAAUGCUCUUGGUAUAGACCUCCCAGCAUCCCCACUGCAAACGCUGAUUGACACAUGCACAGCGGAUAUAGUUGGACAGCUCUCCGUGCAAAGCAAGAUGAGUGCAUGCGCGUGCCUCGCUGCGUUGCACGGUGUAUCUGUCAGUGUCCAUGGGACCCCGGAUGGAGUCCACGGGCAGCAACUGACGACAGCAUCUGAGUUCUACACAAAGGCCAUUGCCCCGUCUAUCUCAACUCUGCAAGACCUGGUGCUUACCUGCGACGAGAAGAACCUCAUGUGCUAUGCCGGGCUAAUCCUGGGUGCAGUUGCUGUCAACUUGGAGGCACACUCUACUUCCAGUCAAGGCACGAGAGGUGACGUACAUGCCAACAUGCGGUCACAGGCACACCACCCGGCAAUCGUGGCCCGGAACGACGGGCAGUAUCCGCAGGCGUUUGACUAUCUCGCCAAAGAAAGUGCACUGAGGUGCGUGUACAAUAUCAUGGUGGAUGGGAGCCUCAGAGAAAAUGACAUGAGCGUGAUGAACACGGUGAAGUUACUGAAUUCUAUGGAUGUCCUGCCUCCCAUUGAUCUGACACCGGUCAUUCAGUUUGUGCUGUCGUCGCCGGGUCUGAAUUCGGUGCAUGCUGAAGCCGUCUCGUUGCUACUACGCCACGCCUCACGGCCACCUUCCAACACCGAGCUGGCCCUAUCCUUCAUAGAGGCAGAUACGUUCAAAGGUCUCCCUCAGGAUGCGCAAAUCAUCGUAUGUGAGAACAUACACAAGGUACUUGAAACUGUCUCGAAUGAUUCUGAGCAGACCCUUACCGCCACGCUGGUAGCUCUGGUGUUAUCGUCAACGAACUUGGAGCUGAUGGGCGCUAUACUUGUAGGCCUGGCAGCGUUGUGUGCGAAUCAUCAAGCACAGGCCCAUGUGCAUGCACAGGU